Microthlaspi erraticum is the source of this 843-nucleotide messenger RNA. Lineage: Eukaryota; Viridiplantae; Streptophyta; Magnoliopsida; Brassicales; Brassicaceae. The record is from the annotation of a GenBank genome assembly.
AUGGAUUUCGUGGUUGGACUACCUGUUUCGAGGACUUUCGAUGCUAUCUGGGUGAUUGUGGAUCGGUUGACUAAGUCUGCACAUUUCUUGGCCAUCAAGAAGACAGAUGGAGCUGCUGUCUUGGCUAGGAAGUUUGUGCGAGAGAUUGUGAGGCUGCAUGGAGUGCCAGCUAGUAUUGUGUCAGACCGUGAUCCCAGAUUCACUUCAGAGUUUUGGAGGGCGUUUCAGGCAGAGAUGGGCACUAAGGUGCAUCUGAGUACAGCUUAUCAUCCGCAGACAGAUGGUCAGUCAGAGAGGACUAUUCAGACUUUGGAGGAUUUGCUGAGGAUGUGUGUGUUGGAUUGGGGUGGCCAUUGGGCAGAUCACCUGAGCUUAGUUGAGUUUGCAUACAACAACAGCUUUCAGGCGAGUAUUGGCAUGGCUCCAUUCGAGGCUUUGUAUGGGAGGCCAUGUAGGACACCCCUAUGCUGGACCCAAGUGGGGGAGCGCAGCAUGUAUGGAGCUACUUAUGUUCAGGAGACGACAGAGAAGGUUCGUGUUGUGAGGCUGAACAUGAAGGAGGCUCAGGAUAGGCAGAAGAGUUAUGCAGAUAGACGCAGACGAGAGCUUGAGUUUCAGGUUGGAGAUAGAGUUUAUCUCAAGAUGGCUAUGUUGAGGGGUCCUAACAGAUCCAUAGCAGAGAACAAGCUACUCCCGAAAAACAUUGUUCAUCAACUUCAUGAAAGCUUCUGGCGCAUUGGUCAGUCCAAACGGCAUUACCACAAACUCGUAAUGACCAUAGCGCAUCCGAAAAGCCGUCUUCCUCACAUCAUUCUUGGCUAUCGGAAUCUGAUGGUAACCUGA